AACAACCCACAAACCGCCCAGCAGUAUCAGAACUAUCCACAACAGCAGGCAAACACUCAAUAUCAAAAUCCUGCGCAAGCUCAACAGGGCAAUCCACAACAAUAUCAAUCUACUCCACCAAUCCAACCGCAGACGAAUACACCCCAAUACCAACCUAGUCCGCAGCAACCACAGACAAGCACCCCGCAAGCCCAACCUAACGACUGGCAAUCACCAACAUAUACAAAUACCCAGCAAUCACCUAUACCUCCUUCCAACCAUGUGCCCCCUAUUCCGAAUAACUACUUCCCUCCUCAACAGACUCCUAGCCCUUCCCAAGCGCCGCAGCAACCGCAGCAACCGCCACAAGGGCAAUAUCAACAAGAAACUAGUAUAAGUGGUACACCUUUUACACCUGGAAUAAACCCUACCCAGAAUGUGAGCCCUGUGUCUCCGGCGCCGCAGAACGUGACCGCAUUUUCGCCAGAUAUGAAAAAUCAGGGUCAACAAUGGCCUGAUAAUGGACAAAUGAACGUACAACAAAAUCCUCAAAAUAUUGCAUCGCCCGAGAUCCCACAAAACACCGCCCAUUUUAACCCAACGCCUCCACCCCAAGGGUUCCCCACUCCUUCAGUGCCUCAAAGUGCCACUACUCAGCCACCUCAGUGGACGCCAACUCCGACGUCAGCUCCUAUGAGCCCCGCAAAUCAGUAUCAAAUAGCUCCCAUCAAUCCACCGCAGUUUUCGCCUGAUCAAGUCUCACCACCUCCUUUACAGCAAUCAGGAGGACCUCCGGAAGCCACACCAUCUCACAUAGAAUCUAAGCCUACCACAUCUCAACCGCCGCUGAGCUCUGUGCCUCCGCCGACUGAGUUCAUUGCCGAACUUCCAGCUGACUGGGGAUACGCACAGUCAUCAGUCAACCCACUGUCAAAGCCCACACCACCGCCCCAGCAAUAUCAGGCGUAUCACGCACCAACCGGGUCACGACCACAGUCAUUCUCAGUACCGCGUCGAGCGAUUAGUACAAGUAGUGUAUCCGCUCAUAUCUCAACUGGUCCUUGGCGCAUUGUGGAUCCUAGCACAGAGCAACCAACUCCAGAGUUUUUCGUCAUUGCCGAUCUUCUAUUUGACGGACUGGACAAGAAGUGUGAGCCCAAGAAUACAGGUUUCCUCGAAGCUUCCAAGAUUCUUGAAAGCUGGAAAGUGCAAGAAAUGGCGGACGAGCCUGCAAGACUCUUCAUGCACAAUAAUUUCCACGCAUUCGCGUCACUGUGGACACUAGAAGGGAUCCCGCACGUCAUGGUCCCCAACGAGCCUCGCCUUACACCUUCGCAAAUCCCGCUUCCUCAAUCCCUCAAGAUCUCGCCCAACCUCCCAGCGCCAACUUCCACCUACCCAAGCUACAUCCCCGCGCUCAACCGAGCCGGAUGGUACAAGUAUUUCUUCCUCGAGGUGGUCGGGGAACGCGAAGGCCUAGAGAAGAUGCUGCCCGCCUUCUGCGCCGACACGUAUAACCCAGCCACCGCAGGGCACCCCGAUCUCUCCCGUCGGGAUAAAGGCGAACCUCAGUCUCUAUCCGCGCGCGCCAAUGCGCUUCGAACCGGUGCAAUUGCACGAGUGUGCCAAGAGGCUGCAGCAGCUAUAGGAAGGACGAAUGGCGGCAGCUAGGCUCGAUCCAGCACCAGCCAACAAGGCGAUGGUAUUACGGAAGCGGAAGUAACUGCCAAAAUGCGGAGCCUUAGAACCCAGAACCCCUUACUCUGGUAGGUGUUCGAAUAUUCUCGAUGACCGCCGGGAAUACGUACGUGUCUGUUAGAGCCACUGCAGAAUAGUCAUCCCAUCGAAUCAAAUUAUCAGUAUGAAACUUUUCUUU
This is a messenger RNA of Mytilinidion resinicola, 1855 nucleotides long. RefSeq lists its product as uncharacterized. The transcript has 3 exons. The coding region runs from base 469 to 1650 and encodes 393 amino acids. The record is from RefSeq and is a predicted model, not a curated record. Lineage: Eukaryota; Fungi; Ascomycota; Dothideomycetes; Mytilinidiales; Mytilinidiaceae.